AUGGCAACAACCAAGGCAUGGCAGUAUACGAAUAUUCGUGACGGCCUCGAAAAUUCUCUCCACAUAAACGUAUCUGCACCGGCGCCAUCCAAAGCAUCGCUCUCGAAGGGCCAAAUCCUCGUGCAAGUCAUCUCGGCCGCCCUGAAUCCCGUCGACUACAAGCUCCCGGAGGUCGGCCUAAUAAGAAUGCUCGUGCUCCAAAAUCCCGCGACACCAGGGCUCGACUUCUGCGGACGCGUUGUGGCCACCCAUGAUUCCGACCAGGACAUGCGCGAAGGACAACUUGUUUUCGGAGCGGUCUCGCCAUUAUUAAAGUACGGCACCCUCAGCGAACUCAUUGUCGCCCCUACCUCCCAGUGCACCAUACUGCCAGAUGGCGUCGAUCCGAACCACGCCGCGGCGGUGGGUGUGGCCGGCUUGACUGCUUAUCAGUCCCUACUACUGGGAAAAACAAAGGAGGGAUCUAGAGUUUUCAUUAAUGGAGGUAGCGGAGGAACGGGCACCUUCGGUAUACAACUAGCGAAGGCCAUGGGCGCCCAUGUAACCACGACCUGCUCUACGGCAAAUACGGGUCUGUGUCGUCAGCUGGGUGCGGACAGCGUACUGGACUACAAGGAAGUCAACGUCAUCUCGGAACUGGAGAAGUUGGGGCAGGUUUUCGAUGUUGCAAUCGAUAACGUUGGAAUCCCGGAUUUAUACGAGACCAGCCACCACUUCCUCAAACCCGACGGGAAAUUCGUACAGGUCAAUUUCAAUCUUCUGGCCAUUCGACGGAAGCUACAGCCAGCAUGGUUGGGGGGUGGAUCGAGGCAGUUUAUUAUUGUUGGGGUCAAGACCAAGAUGGAAGACCUAUCACGGAUUGGGCAAUGGCUGGAGGAAGGCAAGGUGAAACCUGUUGUCCAGAUAUUCAAGUGGGAGGAUGUGCCGAAGGCAUAUGCGAUGAUUAGGUCGGGACGCACAGUAGGGAAGAUUGUUGUCCGUGUCUCAGCCUUGUGA
Molecule: messenger RNA, 996 nt
Organism: Ilyonectria robusta
Lineage: Eukaryota; Fungi; Ascomycota; Sordariomycetes; Hypocreales; Nectriaceae
Exons: 1
Coding region: 1-996 (331 amino acids)
Cellular component (GO): mitochondrion
Molecular function (GO): oxidoreductase activity
Source: RefSeq, a predicted model, not a curated record